This is a messenger RNA of Lethenteron reissneri (Far Eastern brook lamprey), 1361 nucleotides long. Its product is annotated as sarcoplasmic reticulum histidine-rich calcium-binding protein-like. The record is from RefSeq and is a predicted model, not a curated record. NCBI's taxonomy places the organism in Eukaryota, Metazoa, Chordata, Hyperoartia, Petromyzontiformes, Petromyzontidae.
CUGUCACCUUGAUGCUGCACAAGAAAUCGACGGAGGAGGAGGGUGAUGACGAUGAUGAUGAUGAUGAGGAGGAGGAGUGCCGUCAUGAGGAUGAGGGCUACGAAGACGAUGACGACCACAAAGAUGACUACGACGAUGACGACGACGACGAUGAUGAUGACGGUGACGUCGCUGAUGGUGUGGACCGUGUCAACAACCACCACAGCGAUGACGAUGAUGAUGAUGACGGUGACGUCGCUGAUGAUGACGGUGACGAUGAUGACGGUGACGACGACGAUGAUGACGGUGACGAUGAUGAUGAUGUUGACCGUGUCAACAACCACCACAGCGAUGACGACGAUGACCACGACGAUGACGACGAUGAUGACGAUGAUGACGAUGAUGACGACGACGAUGAUGAUGAUGAUGAGGAGGAGGAGGCGGAGUGGUGGGAGCUCUCCGUGGGGAUCUCCAUGAGGAGUGCGUGGAGGAGGAGAAUGGCGCUUGGCGACGUGGUGCACCACCAGGAAGCAGAGAUCUCCACGAGGGGGGGUGGCACUACCAGCACGAUGAGGGAUCACUUUGUGGGAUGUCGCUACCACCACGCCGUGCCCCCGUCUGGAGGCGAGGUUGAAUACUGCGUCCGCGUGAGAAUCGUGGCUGACUACCCCCGGUGGAAGACAGGGGAGUGGUCUCCACUGUCCUGUGUCUCCGUCCCUCCACCACAUAGCGCCGUAGCUGCUGCGAUCUCCGUGUGGGCCACGGGAGAUGCGGUGUGCGAGGGAGACACGGCCACUCUACGCUGCGUAGUGUCGGACAAUCCGGACUCUGACGCAAUCCAGUGGAGCAACCCUCACGGGCAGACACUCUACUUCCAGAGCGUCAAGGCCCACACAGACCCGCGUGUCUCUCUGCUGCACUGGAGCUCUACCCGGCUGGACGUCACCAUCUCCCGCGUCUCCACGGGGGACCAGGGGCUCUACAGCUGCUCCCUCUUCAGCCUGGAGACCCCCACGGCGUACGCCCUGCUCACCGUUAGCUCGGCGGGAGCUCCUCUUCCUCCGUCCACGCGACGGCGAUGGUGGCGGUGAUGGUGGCGGUGCUGGUGGCGGUGACGGUGAAGGUUCUGGCGCUGUCUCUGGCGCCGUUCCUGGCGUGCGCCGCGUGGGGCAUUUGGAGCUUCGGCAAGCGUCCCGGCAAGCGUCCCGGUAAGCGGCGGUGAUGUUGGCUGCCUCGCCGGCUACACGGAGGUCGUCCUCUUAUUUGUUUUGCGAUCAGUGGGGACAAGAAGAUGCUCGGUGUAGUCGGCACUUUGCUUCGUUCGUCACUUCAUAAAUUUUUUUUGCUUUAUGUAAACCCCCACCUCUCGCUCGCUCACUCAC